GCGCGGAUGUCCUGCGGCGCGCUGGGCUCCGCCCGCUGGAGCGCUGGGUGACCGUUGCGCCUCCUCACCUCAGGCGUGAGGGGCCCGGCGCAUGUGAAUCUAUGCUUGAAGCUGUAGCUGAUUAAAGAGUGCAGAGGCUUGUAUUGUUUUUCUUGGGAGAGAUAAGUGUCAGCAAUGGAGGCCCCAACGCAUGGCACCGUGCACCUGAGCGACUGGCAGAAAAGUUACUUUGCUAUUGCUUCUGGCACCUGCACACCCGGACAGAAGGCUGAUGAGUACCGUGCCAAAAUUCUGCGUAUUCAGUAUGCAUGGGCAAACUCUGAGAUCUCUCAGCUCUGUGCUGCCAACCUAUUUAAAAAAUACGCGGAGAAAUACUCUGCAAUUAUUGACUCUGACAACAUAGAGACUGGCUUGAAUAACUAUGCUGAAAACAUUUUGACUUUGGCAAAGUGUCAGCAAAAUGACAGUGACAAGUGGCAAUCUGCCUUGACAACAGAGAACGUACUUGAAUUGAAGUGUGUGCAAGAGAGGAUGCAGGCUGGCAGAAAUGUCCAGAGCUCUCAGAUGGCACCAGCAGAUGCCCUUGUACUAGCUGAUAAAGGGGUCAGUGCCUCCGCUGCUCCAGGCCUUCCUAGGCUCAGUGCCUUCAGCAGCACCGGUGAGAGUGAGCGCGGUGCUGGCUCAUCAAAAUGUGCAGGUCGAGGCCCACAUCUCCUUGAGCAUCCCUUGUCUUCAAAGUCUCUCCAAAGCAAUGUGCCUCCUGUGACCAAAACUUCAGAUAUACUUCCUGCGUCUUCUGCCUCCUUAAGCGAACAGAUUCAUACGGGGUUCCAGGCAGCACCGCUGUUUGGAAAUAGAGAAAUGACAAGUGGUGCUUCUCUGAAAAUUCCAGGUAACUGUAGUAAUGGACAGAAUUUGUCUCUUCCCAAUCAGUCAGCUGUACAAGCGUGGUCUGGGAAAAGAAAAGCGUUUUAUGGUUUGACUGAUAGAGGUAGCGCUGCCACUUCUAGCCUUGCUCCGUGCCAAGCUUCCAGUACUAUGGAAGCCAACAGUUUUUCAGGGAAUAGAAAUGGAAGUGAAGAGGGUGGUGUUCCUGGUUUUAGAACUGCAAAAGAACAGCUGUGGGUGGAUCAGCAAAAGAAACCUCAAAGCCUACAACAGCGUGCACCAGUCUCAUCGUAUGGAGGUGUAAAAAAAUCACUGGGUGCUGGUAGAUCUCGGGGUCCAUUUAGCAAGUUUGUUCCUCCGGUCCCAAAGCAGGAUGGAAAUGAAAACGGAGGGCAGUGUAAACCUCAUGCCAGAGCACCAACAGAUCCGUUACUUCCUGUAGAUGAACGACUGAAAAGUAUAGAACCAAAAAUGGUGGAACUCAUUAUGCAUGAGAUCAUGGACCAUGGGCCUCCUGUGAACUGGGAUGACAUUGCCGGAGUUGAAUUUGCUAAAGCUACAAUAAAAGAAAUUGUAGUCUGGCCUAUGCUGAGGCCAGACAUCUUUACUGGGUUACGUGGUCCUCCUAAAGGAAUUCUUCUCUUCGGUCCCCCUGGAACUGGCAAGACUCUAAUAGGGAAGUGCAUUGCUUGCCAAUCUGGAGCUACUUUUUUUAGCAUCAGUGCCUCCUCUCUGACUUCCAAAUGGGUAGGUGAGGGGGAAAAGAUGGUCCGUGCGCUGUUUGCCGUGGCACGAUGUCAACAGCCAGCAGUGAUUUUCAUCGAUGAAAUUGAUUCCCUGUUGUCUCAGCGUGGGGAUGGGGAGCACGAGUCUUCAAGAAGAAUAAAAACUGAAUUUCUGGUCCAGUUAGAUGGGGCGACAACCUCCUCUGAAGAUCGUAUUCUGGUGGUUGGUGCAACAAAUCGACCCCAAGAAAUCGAUGAGGCUGCCCGAAGGAGACUAGUGAAGAGACUGUACAUUCCCCUUCCAGAAGCUUCAGCUAGGAAGCAGAUUGUUACUCGUCUGAUGUCGAAGGAGCACAACUGUCUCAGCGAGGAGGAAAUUGAGCUUAUAGUUAAGCAAUCAGAUGGGUUUUCUGGGGCUGACAUGACACAGCUCUGUCGUGAAGCUUCUCUGGGCCCUAUCCGCAGUCUUCAGUCCAUGGACAUCACAACCAUCAUGCCAGAUCAAGUACGACCCAUUGCUUUUGUUGAUUUUGAGAGUGCCUUUGGAACCGUGCGGCCCAGCGUGUCCUUGAAGGACCUAGAGCUGUAUGAAACCUGGAACCGGACAUUUGGCUGCGGCAGAUAAUGCGUCAUAACUUCUGCAGAAACAGCUCUUUAGCACUGUUAUGUAUUAAACCUGCGAUCAUUUAGUGUACACUGCUUGUUGUUUUUAUUAGUUUUUGUAAUAAACCUUCUAAAUUUACACAGUCAGGUGUCCAGGUGCUGGCCCGGGUAUAGCUAACUGAACAAACUGAGGAAUUACAGAGAGCUUCUGUGAAGGAUGGAUGGGUGAGUUUCACUGAUGUUAAGGGGGAAAUGACAAAACUUUCUCUAUAAUUGAAGGGAAUAUUGGGGCUACCUGGGGAUGCAAUCUUGCACAGCCAGCUGUGCUUUAUCAGUAAUACAAGGCUGAGGUGACCCAGGUAAUGAUAUCAGAAAUACAUAAUUUUGUUAGGGGUGUUGCAAAGCUGGAGCUGAUGGGGAAAGUAAUUAGGGGCACAUUUAGGUGGAAGGAGACAGGAACACAGGAAGGAAGGAGUCGUGGUGGAUGAGGGAAGAAACUCAUAUGAAAAAUAGAAGGGGGAGGAAAGAGAACGAUGUCAUGUAAAUAGUGGUGUUCUUGUCUGACUGAGCCCUGCCCGCAUCACUGUUGUCUAUUCCCAGCUUGUUAUUAAACUCUCUGAUUGCUUUUCAGUUUGACCUUGUUUUCUGUUCUGUGUCUGUGUGCAUGCCAUGCCUCAUCAGGAGGGCACCAACAACUGUAGAAGAGGCCAUGGGUCACAGGGGGCUGUAGGCUCUCAGGGCCAGCCAUGGACUCGCUGUUGUACGUGGGGGCGUGGUGCUUCUGUCUGUGCAAAAUUCACUAGAAAAAUUAGAAAAAGAAUAUUCAGCUGGCAAGUGGGAGGAAAGCAGCAUGUGGAAUGAGCCAAAGUAUGGCCUGUUGGCAGGGAAGACGGGGCUCAGGGUUUUGCUACGACUAUUGCACGAACUUAGAUCCCAUGGCAAUGCUUGAAGGACUUGUGAACACGGUGUUCUUGUGAAGCUAGAGAGUGAGGGGGCCUGGGUGUACUGCUGGUGAGCUUCAGGCCUGUUCACCUGGAGACAAGGAAUGAAAUAGGACUGUCUGUAGUGUCGAGUUUAUGCUAUUAGAUAGGAAGGAGAAAUCCCUUGUCCCAAAGUCAACUACUUAAAAUGUUUUCUAAUAACUAUGGUAAAAUUAGUAACGAGGUUCUAUUUGGUAUUCUUACCUAAGGGUUUAAAGAAAGGCUCUGCCAUUUUGUUCUCAGAAUCCAUCCUUGCCCACUGGCUGGAUAGAGUUGCCUCUGAACCGAAAACAUGUGGAACGCUUUCAAUUUGAACAAUUUUAUUCGUGUGGCAGGGCUGACUACAGUGGUAUCUGGGGUUUAUUUUCACUUUCUCUAAAGCACUUUUCCUUCUAUUAGGAGAGACGCUGAACUUAAAAGCUAGUCUUAGAUUUUUCUAAAAUGGGAUAAGUUACUGAUGCUGUUUAGCUAACAUUUUUUAAAGCCAUUCGGGAGCUACAGAAGACUAUGAGACUAGCGAAGCUUCAUUUUGGAAUAAUUUGGAAGGUUUAGCGUUUCUUUUUGUUUCAUCAGGAUGAGCCCUAAAAAUCGGUUCUAGUUUAUGUCUUUAGAAGUAUGAUCUGUGUUAGGGAUUGUUUUGCAGAGAUGUAAAAAUUCAGGUAUGUGAAUUUAUCUUAAUUUUUGAAACGGUGGAAAUAGAAGGAUUUGGUUAUAAACUAGUUGUGUCACUUUAGCGUUGGGGAGCUAUAAACAUGCUUUAGGCAAUAUGUCUGUUCUUUCCAAAGACCUUAAACCCUAAUGAAAAUAUGUUCUUUAAAAUCUGAAUGAAAACCCCAGAGAAUUUUAAUUGUUUAGUAGAACUCAAGAGUUAUUCAAACGUAAUUGAAAACUGUGUCUUCUUAAAUAACUGCCAUAUUAAUGCUGAAAACUAAUCCGGUGUGCUCUGUGAGUGUAUCUUUCACAUACGUAUCUUAAUAUUGUUUUUUUAUUUUUUUAAUAGAGGGCUCUACUGAAAAGACCAGUGAGAGUGCAUGUGACAAUAGACAGUAAAGUGCCUCCUAAGAUGGCAGGGACUGGGAAAGAAAUACUGUGCUGCUGCGUUUGUUUUCUGCAAAAUGAAACUCGUGAAAGUUGUUCCAUUCCCUGGAGUCUUUCAAGGUGUGGCUGGAUCAGGCCCAGGGCAACCUGAUCUAGCCGUGGUGCCCCUGUUGAUUGCAGGGGAGUUGGACUAGAUGGUCUUCAGAGGUCCCUUCCAACUCUAAGGAUUCUAUGAUUCUAUGAAAGAGAGAAAAGGCAGAACCACAGCACCAGAUAGCAGCAUUUGUCCUCCAGCUGCUUACACUAUUCAUUACUUUAUAGUCUUGAAUGACAUGAACAUGCUUUGUUCAUGUCAUGAACAUAAAGUUCAUAUAGAAGUAGAAGAAAGGAAACUUUUCCUUUCUUUGUACUGAUGCAACUAAAUGACAAUCUCUUCAGCCAUCUAGCAAUAUUCAGGCUUUGCUGUGGGAUUCAAGUCAGCAGGACUUCCAAAAUUAGCCCAAUACGUAUUUCAUAACCCACUAUAACAGUGCCACCAAAAUUUCAUUCCCUUGUAACAUAAUUUCACAAAAAUAUAGAAAAUUGCACAGAAGUAGGGCAUGAUUGCAAUUUAAGGGAAAUGGUGCAGAUAAAUCCGCUUUAAUGGAUCUAUUUAGUGUAUGCAGAAACUUAUGUACUUCAUUAUUUAUUCUUUUUGGCUGGCUGAACUUAGAAAUGCAGGACUCUCCUUUGGUUUUGUGGUUCAGUAACAUUUGGUGCACAAUCUCUUAGUUUCUCUUAAAUAAAGGUAAAUAAUUUCAGUCCCGGAAAGGUGAGCUCUUAUUAAUAAUCAAUGCAGUCCACACUCUUUUCACUCUCUCAGUGCAUCUUGUAUUUAAAGGUAGCUAAAUUGUCUUGGAGCAUUUUGAAAUCUGUAGGUGAAUUUUCAUUUGUAGAAAACUGUGCCAACACGAGUAGGGAAAAAGCUGAUGAAGCAGCAAUGAUCGUCAUUUACUAAUGGCAUGUGGAAGAAAAACAGGUUGUCCGAUUGAAAUAAUGCAAUUUCUGUUUUUCUAUCAGAAAUUACUUCUCCCAAACCACCAUGUAAUUGGAAGAAAAAAAAAAAAAGACACAAAACAGACAUCAGCAACAAAAGCACCAAAUGAGCAAGCAGAAAAACUGCUUCCUAUUAAAGUUAUAAUUUUGUUGGAAAUAGCAGACUGCUCACAGUAAGCACAUGUGUUUACUAAGAAGAUGCUGAGAACUACGGAUACACAAACAUUGCUUGCACUUGUCUUCAAGCUCAUUGGCACACUUUCCUUUGAAAUUUAAAUGAAAACUCAGGUUUGGGACACUUUUGAAAGAAAUCUUAGGAGUAGUUCUCUUAACUAAAGAGAUACUCGUGGGUUAGCCUUGGCUAACAGCCAGAUGACCACCCAGCAGCUUGCUUGUUCCCCUGCCUUUAUGGGAUAGGGCAGAAAAGUGAGGUAGCAGGUUGAGAUAAAGACAGAUUGCUCAUCAGUUAUUGUUGUGAGCAAAACUGACUGAACUUGGGGAAAAUUAGUUUAUUGUCAGUUAGAAGAGAUUUGGGUAGUGAAAAACAAAGGCAAACAUUCUAACCACUGCUUUCUUCCCUACUGCUUUAAGCUCAACUUCACUUCCACUCUUCUCCCCAGGUGGUGCAGCAGAGACAUUGCGGUCAGUUCAUAGCAGUUCCUCUCUGUAGUGCCUUCCCUCUUACGCUUUCCCUCUGCUCUAGCAUAGGCUCCCAGUGGGCCGCAGUUUUUUCAGGAUAUCCGUCUACUCCAGCAUGGGCUGCGUAUGGUCAGCAGUAUUGCUUUGUAGUCAAGCAAAUAUCUGCAACUCCUCCUUUCUCUUUGAACUUUGCAUUCUCUCUGCUGUUUCUCACUCUUUUCUUUCUCUCCUCCUCUUUCUGUUGUCCUGUUUCCCCCGUCCCCUCUUCCUUAAAUAUGUUUUCCCAGAAACACCAUAGAUGUAGCUGAUGUGCUCAGCUGUGUUCUAUAGCGGGUUCAUUGUGAUGAGGACUGGAACCAGCUGUAUCUGGCACUGGGCAACCCCUGACCUCUUCACACGGGAGGCCACCCCUAUAGCCCCUCCCACUACCAAAACCUUGACACCUAACACUCAAUAUAGAUGCCUCUAGGAGAACAAUUCACAUAGUUACAGUGCUUAGUGAGGAUGCUGACACAAAAUUUGCAAGGCAUUUCUUAACUUUAUUUGUUAGUGUUUUAUUGCCAUUCUUAACUGCAGCAAAGCAGUCAUGUACAGUGCUGCAGCCAUAAGCUAAAAUUGUAGUAAUUAAUCAAUACUACCUGUUUUUGUCCCGUUAGGUCAGAAAGUUCAUAUGAAAAGCCAAAAUUGUGUUAUUGUAAAGUUACAAGUCUGGAAAGUACUCUAAGAAAUCAUAACAUUCUGAGUUCACGUAGAAUUCAUGUGCAUUAGUUUUUGUGAUUCCUGGUACUUUACUUUGAAUGCAUGUGAUCAUGUGAUGAUACUUAUGACCCACUCUCCAUACAGCAUUUGCUGCAAUGCAAACACAAUUUGAUAAACAUUUUCUGUUAAUUAUUGAUGAAACAGUUUUCUUGUCCCAAUUCUUCUUUAGCAAGAUUGAAGGAAGGCAAGAUUUUUACUCGGGUAGAUAGUGAUUAGACAAGGGGGAAUGGUUUUAAGCUCAAGGUGGGAAGGUUUAGAUGAGAUGGCAGGGGGGAAGUUCUUCACAGAGAGAGUGGUGAGGUGCUGGAACAGGCUGCCCAGAGAAGCUGUGGAUGCCCCAUCCCUGGAGGUGUUCAAAGCCAGGUUGGAUGGGGCUCUGGCCAACCUGGUCUAGUACCAGAUCUGGAGGUUGGUGGUCUUGCCUGGGGCAGGGGGGUAGGAACUUGAUGAUCCUUUGGGUCCUUUCCAACCCAAACCAUUCUAUGAUUCUUCCCUAAUGCCUCAUCUACAUUAGUGUAAUGUACACUUUUUCUGUCUUAUCCUAUUCUUAUUACUCAUUGAGUAAUAACUCACUGCUAUCACUUGGCAUUGCUGUACUAUCUAGACCACACACAUCUUGUACAUCUUUCUAAAGAUGUCCUGUACAUUAGGCUUCUGAUUGCUUCUGCGGGUUCAUCUCUCUCCUACAUUGAGUUACCCCAACCAGGACAGCGCUCAUCAAUGACAAAGGUUGGAACUAGUGUGGAGUGGAAGGGCUGAACAUGGGUGCCAAUGUGGAAGAUGGUGAACUAUUCAUUGGAGCAUGAUGCUUGUUUUUACUCUUCAGAUUAGAGGUCAUCUUCAGCAAAAUUGUUCAGAAGUUGUGUUUUCUCAUCUUUCCUAGCUUGCUGUUAACAACAAAGUUAUGCAGAGGAACCUCUCUUUUCUAUCACUGAAUUCAUUAAGGAAAACAUUGACACUGAAGCAGGAAGGACCUGAAAUUUUUGAUGGUCUUCCAGUUCAGCUAUAACUGCACUUUGAAAAUGGUUUUACAAUUAACCGUGUACUGGUAUUGCAAUAGUUUAAUAAUUUAUAUUGUAAGAGUUGUAAAAGACUCACAGAAGGUAAUUCCCAUGUUGCCAAGGCAUAUUGCCUGUUCAAGAAGGUUAUUAGAUUGUUUCCUUGUGGAGGAGAUUGCAGCAGCAAGCAAAAGGCAGUGUUUUUCAGAAGGUUAAGUCUUGAGGAAAGUGAAUAUCAGCUGUAGGCAUGUUGAAGAGGGACUGAAUGUGCUUUUUGGCUGGAAGAGGGAUGAUGCAGUACUUCUUCGUGGUAGGUUACUGUGGGAAAGGGGAACAAUUGCCAUUUCUCCAUAUGGGCAUGAGUGGAGUCAUUAGCUGAGCAGGAGUCAGGUUAUAGUCCAUCCUGACUACGAGUAAGAGGUGCAUGUGGUCUUAAAUUCUCUACAGCAACAUAAGCCUGUGUUUAGACAAGAGCACAGCUUUAUUUCAGGUAUAUUAGCUUGUAGACUUCAUGGUUAGUGUGACAUCUUUUAUUUGGUACCUGUUUCAGCUAAUGACUGCUUACGCUUGCAAAUCUGAUGUAGUCAAUGAAAUUUCUUAGAAGAGCUUUCAUGAAGCAGCUUCUGGUAAUGCACUUAAUUCAAUAUCCUGAAGAAGGAGAACUUUGGCCUUCAUUAUUAUGUCAGCUAUGGAUUUUUUUUUUUCUAAUGUAAAAAUAAGAGAUGUGAGAUUGACAUAGGCUGUUUGAAUGCUCUCAGCAUAUUGCAUUUCUUGCAUACCAAUUAUUUACAAGAUGAGGUGAUUCAAGUUAGAAGAAAUUAUUGCUUUUCCAUUCCUCCACUGCACCAGUUUGCAGCCCGCAGUCGUGUUGUAUGUAGUAACAAGUAGUUGCAGUCUGUAGAGCAUUGGGUUUUGAACUGUAGUAGCUGACAGAUUCCAUUUGUGUUUAGCAAUUUGUGCUUAGUUAGAUGGAAACAUCCAAUUUCUGUUUAGCCAUUGUGCCAGAAGAAGUUGCUGCUCUCAGCCCUCCCGCUGAACCCAACAGGGAUGGAUGACAAAUUGGAGGUACUGGCAUGGCUUGCCGCAAACCCAGAGUGGUUAUAAAUCUCUUGCAGUUACGAAUGUAGCCAUGUAAGUAGGCUCCUGAUUUUUCUUUAAUUCUGGAGACUUCCCCCCCACCCACCCCCAGCACG
Numida meleagris (helmeted guineafowl) is the source of this 8858-nucleotide messenger RNA. It is a transcript of the gene FIGNL1, whose product is annotated as fidgetin like 1. The coding region runs from base 175 to 2238 and encodes 687 amino acids. The record is from RefSeq and is a predicted model, not a curated record. Gene Ontology annotation, molecular function: ATP hydrolysis activity; microtubule severing ATPase activity; ATP binding. Lineage: Eukaryota; Metazoa; Chordata; Aves; Galliformes; Numididae. The transcript is spliced from 3 exons.